Messenger RNA from Fusarium subglutinans, 1155 nucleotides. Its product is annotated as epoxide hydrolase. The coding region runs from base 1 to 1155 and encodes 384 amino acids. NCBI's taxonomy places the organism in Eukaryota, Fungi, Ascomycota, Sordariomycetes, Hypocreales, Nectriaceae. The record is from RefSeq and is a predicted model, not a curated record. Gene Ontology annotation, molecular function: epoxide hydrolase activity. Gene Ontology annotation, biological process: epoxide metabolic process. The transcript has 5 exons.
AUGAGGCCCUUCCUAAGCAUUCCUUUCAUCACUUCUUCAUUUUUUCUAGUCGCCGCAUCCCCUCUGUCUCGCGAUGGAAAAGACGGCAGCUUCCAUCUGAAGCCGUUUACCGUUGACCUGUCUGAUGGAGUCCCCCAUAUGAUUGACCUGGCUAAGAGAACUAAGCUGCCUACGAAUGGCGAUUAUUUUGACCCAAAUGCCGGUAUUGGAUUAGAAACAUUGCAAUCUCUGAGAAAGCAAUUGAUCGAGGACUUCAACUGGGAUGCUGAGCAGCAAAAGCUCAAGAAGUUUCACCAUUUCACCGCUGAAAUCGAAAACCAAACCAUCCACUUUAUCCACCAAAAGUCCCAUAACCCUCACGCCAUUCCCUUGGUUCUCAAUCACGGAUGGCCCGGGUCAUUUCUAGAAUUCAUCCCGUUGAUCGAUAAGCUCAAGAAUGACUUCCAUAUCAUCAUACCCUCCCUCCCAGGCUUUACAUUCUCAUCAGCACCGCCACCGACCUGGACAGUCGACGACACAGCAAGGGUCUUCAACACGCUCAUGACCAAAGUCUUGGGAUAUCCCAAUUUCGCGGUCUACGGUACAGAUUGGGGAUCGGGUGUUGCAUACAGUCUUUAUGCCAAUUUCAAUACUUCUGUGCGAUUAGCUCAUCUCUCAUUCCUCCCGUUCGUCCCCUUGAACAGGAGCCAGCUCGCGGCGGAGGGUAUCAAAUUGUCACCCCUUGAGGAAUUUGAAGCUAAGCGUGCUGAGGAGUGGGCUACAACUGGAAAUGCCUAUUACAUGGAGCAAGCAACAAAGCCAAACACCAUCGGCCUCGCCCUCUACGAUAGCCCUGUUGGGCAGUUAUCCUGGAUUGCCGAGAAGCUCAUUGUUUUUGCAUUCUACUAUCUGACCAAGAGCUUUGCGUCCUCCGUCUACAUCUACUAUUCCAAUCUCAAGGGGUUUAUGACAAACUAUACAAAGGCCGAGACUGACGCGCCAUUGCUCUUCAGCGGGUUUAAGUAUAACGUUGGCUUUUGGCCACGAGAACUAGUUGGCCGAGUGGGAAAUCUUGUUUCCUAUAAAAAUCACGAGUUUGGUGGGCAUUUCCCGGGUCUUGACAACCCCGUUGCGUUGGCUGAAGACUUGAAGAAUAUUAAGAAAUAUUGGGGAUGA